AUGGACGCCAAGAAACGUAGAAAAUUGAAAAAUGCUGAUUCGCAUAAUGCAGCGUUGCAACCAUCACCAUUUGAGCUGGAAGUGUGCAAAUACUUGUACAGAAAUCUUCAUUCAGAAGAAGGUCGACUUGCUGGAUGCCGAGUCAAUUUCUUUUAUGCAAAUGCUGCUAUCGAGUGCCUCCUGCAGUCACCCUGGGCUAAAGUUCAAUCUAAGGACCGAGACGUGAAAUCUCCACAAUUCUCAAAUUCUGAUUUGGCUGUUCGUUUUAUGGAGAAACUUGUAGAUAAAAAUUUGAUAGGAAGGUAUAGGGCAAUUAAGUGCAAAAGAAAGACCCAAUUAAAACGGAAAGAAGACGAAAAAAAAGUUAAAGCCCGAAAAAAUGCCGAAUCAAAGGACGCCGACAAGAAAGAAGCAACGAGCUCUGCCACUACCUCUCCUUCGGAAAAAUCAGCUACGACCACAUCGACAAUCAAGUUGAAGAACGAGAAGGCUUCCGUUACUAGCGGAGAAUCAUACAUUUCUUUUCUUUUCUCAUCUUCGUCAUCAACGAGUGCGAAACGGAAAAAACCGGUGCGCCUAGAAUACGCUCGUGAUCAGAUCUUUGUGUUAAAUGAGGCUGAGGGCGACAAUGAAAAUGUGUACAUAUGGGUCUACGAGGCACCGCCCAGUGCCACGACAUUGUUCCUGGGUCUAGCGCUAAUUAUUGGCGUAAUUGUCUGCUGCGCCUUUCCCAUGUGGCCUUGGCAGGCUCGACAAGCGGCUUAUUACGUCACCCUCGCGGCGCUUGCACUCCUUGGUGCUCUCUUACUCCUGGCUGCUGUUCGAGCCGUACUUUACGUCGUAAUCCUUGUCGGUAGUCUUGGACGAGUACGUUUAUGGAUUUUUCCGAAUUUCUUUGCCGAUUGUGGUUUCAUUGAGUCCUUCCAGCCCUUUUAUUCUUUUGAAGUGGCAGUUUCCACGACCUCCACCCCCUCACAAUAA
Mesocestoides corti is the source of this 981-nucleotide messenger RNA. The record is from the annotation of a GenBank genome assembly. NCBI's taxonomy places the organism in Eukaryota, Metazoa, Platyhelminthes, Cestoda, Cyclophyllidea, Mesocestoididae.